AUGGAAAUUAAUAAGAUAAAGGUUGUAUUAGAAGUGUUUUUAAAAGAUCUUAAUAAGCCAAUUUGUCAACAUAAAAAAAUUUUUAAAAAUUUAAGUGAUUUAAACAAGCAUGUCAAUGGAAAUGGAAUAGACGUAGAAAAGUUAAAAAACGGUGUUAAGAAAUUAAUAAGCGAUUUUGAAGACGAGAAUAUUGAAAAAGAUUGUACUAAUAAUUUAAUAUUUGAGUAUUUAUUAGUAGUAUUUUCUAAUACAACACAUUCUCAGAGGUUUCGUGAGCUACACAAUAUUUUAGAGCAUUUUUAUGACAAAUUAGUUCAAAAAUGGUUAGAACUUGGACAAACAGAAUCAAUAAUCACUAAUGAAAAAUUUAAGGAAGUUGUGAGGAAAUUAAUACCUUAUGUUAAACUGUCAGUGGUCAGUGAUCAACUUACAUCAUCAUUUAAUAUUGAACAAGCUCUGCAGGAGUUAUACGAGAUUAUACUAUAUCCAAACAUAUCCAGAGAAGAUUGUUAUGAAGUCAUAAGGAAUAAAUUUGGAACAACCAACGUCGAUUUUGUAGAUUUUCAAAUUAAACCAGUGAACGAAAGAUAUGGCUUUAUGGGAGACUACUUCAGACUUAAAAUAAACAUAAUAGAAAAUGGAGAAGAAAAUACAUUACAUUUAUUUUUAAAAUAUUUACCAUUUUUCACAGAUCAGGCAAGAGCAAUUUUAACAGGAAUUUCUUUUAAAAAAGAAAAAAUAUUUUACUCCGAAUUCAUUCCCCUAUUAAGAAAGUUGGGAUUAAAUGAAGUGCUUGAUUUUGCCCCAAAUUGUUAUUAUUCCAAUGACAUAUUUAUGAUAUAUGAUGAUAUUUCUUUUGAAAAUUACAGUAAUUUGGAUAUCCAUACAACGUUAAGUUACGAACAGUUAUCAUCUAUAUUUAAACAGUUAGCUAAAUUAAACUCAACUGGUAUUUUAUUCGAAGAAAAACUAUCGGAAAUAUGUGGAAAACCUGUUUAUUUAAACGAUUAUUACAAUAAUAUGAUGGUUGAUCACUUUUUCACCAAAGGCGGAUUUGGUGAGUUUUUUUUUUGUUCUUUACGAGCAUUUUAUCACAUUUUUAAUAAGAUUCCCGAAUUUUUUGAAAAUAAAAAUAUUGAUAAAUUUAAACAACAAAUUUCUGCUAUCAUUGAAGAUUGCGACGAAAAAGUUAAACCGUCAAAAGUGAGCCGUAAUUUCUUGUGUCACGGUGAUUCUUGGAUAAAUAAUGUAUUAUUUAAGAAAAAUCAUUUAGACUGUUUCUUAUUGGACUAUCAGGUUUUGAGGUAUUCGUCUCCUGCUUUAGACGUUCAAUUUGUUUUAUAUCUCCAUACAGAUAAGCAAACACGUGAUAAUUCCGGUACUAAACUUUUAAAUGAAUAUUACACAAAUCUAAAACAAAAUUUAGAAAAAUAUGGAGUUGAUAUCGAGCAUAUUUAUUCAUAUGAAACUUACCAAAAAGCUUUAGAAGAAGUUAAACCAAUGGCAAUGGUAACAGCACUCUCUUACAUGCAGUUAACUUUGUUGCCAAAAGAAUCUAAACAUGUACUUGAGGAUCCAGUAUUGGCCCGAAGGUUCCUGUCAGAAGAUCGAACAGAUAUCAUCGAUAAAUAUUGGGAUGUUAUGGAAGUAACCAAGAUAAAAGAUGUUUUUGAAGAAUUGUAUAUUUCUUUAAAUAAAAAUUAG
This is a messenger RNA of Psylliodes chrysocephalus, 1704 nucleotides long. The record is from the annotation of a GenBank genome assembly. NCBI's taxonomy places the organism in Eukaryota, Metazoa, Arthropoda, Insecta, Coleoptera, Chrysomelidae.